AUCGGCAAAGAGAAAGUACAGUACGUAAUUCAUCGAAAACAUACAGUUUCGUGUUGGUGUGGGUCAUCUUCACUUGAAAGAGUCUUGGAUUUCUUCCCAUAAUGCACCGCCGUUCUUUUCUACUUCCUCUUUCCGCCAUAUUGCAGAACCGGCAUCAUGGUGCGCAUGAACGUUCUCGCAGAUGCUCUGAAAUGCAUCAACAAUGCUGAGAAGCGUGGGAAACGCCAGGUCCUCCUCAGGCCUUGCUCCAAGGUUAUUGUGCGCUUCCUAACCGUCAUGAUGAAGCACGGUUACAUUGGUGAGUUUGAGAUCAUUGAUGACCACCGAGCCGGAAAAAUCGUCGUCAAUCUCACAGGCAGGCUGAACAAGUGUGGGGUGAUUAGUCCACGUUUCGACCUCCAGCUCAAGGACCUGGAGAAGUGGCAGAACAACCUGCUGCCCUCAAGACAGUUUGGAUACAUUGUGCUGACCACCUCAGCUGGCAUCAUGGACCACGAAGAGGCCAGACGGAAACACACAGGAGGCAAAAUCCUUGGAUUCUUUUUCUAAAGUGUAAAGAACUGCAAAUAAAAAACCAACGGGGUGAAAGCUGGA
Centropristis striata (black sea bass) is the source of this 594-nucleotide messenger RNA. RefSeq names its product ribosomal protein S15a (gene rps15a). The transcript is spliced from 5 exons. Gene Ontology annotation, biological process: translation. NCBI's taxonomy places the organism in Eukaryota, Metazoa, Chordata, Actinopteri, Perciformes, Serranidae. Bases 157 to 549 code for a protein of 130 amino acids. Gene Ontology annotation, molecular function: structural constituent of ribosome. Gene Ontology annotation, cellular component: cytosolic small ribosomal subunit; ribosome. The record is from RefSeq and is a predicted model, not a curated record.